CGAACAGAGGUGCGCAUGCGCGGGGGUUAAGCGUGCAGGGUGAGAUACACGUGAAGAGCAGUAAAAAUGGCAUCGCAACAAGAAGCAGAAAUUAUAUUCGCUCAGAAACUCGCGUCCAACGAGAAACCCAUCAGGAGUAAAGCGAUACUGAAACUGCGUAAAUACAUCAGUGUGCGAUCAGAGAGAGAGACGGGUGGAUUCACUGAAGUCGAGCUGUUGAAGAUCUGGAAAGGACUCUUUUACUGUCAAUGGAUGCAGGACAUGCCUGUGCUGCAGGAGGAACUGUCGACAAAAAUUUCAGGACUGCUCCACAGCUUCAGGACCGUUGACAGCCAGCUGCUGUAUUUUAAAACAUUCCUUCAGACUAUGAAGAGAGAGUGGAACGGCAUUGACAGACUGAGAAUGGAUAAGUUCUACCAGAUGGUGCGUUUUGUCUUUCGGGAGAUGUUUAAACUGCUCAGACAACAUGACUGGAAGUCCAGUCUGGUGAAUGAGUUUCUAGAGCUGAUGUCAGAACAGCUCCUACAGAGCUCCAGUUCGGCUCCGCCUGGACUCAUUCUUCACAUUCUGGAUCUCUAUAUGACUGAACUGGCUGUCGUCGGGUCAGAUAUGCUCACGGCCCAACAGAACCUGACCUUCAUUGAACCAUUCUGCAAGACUUUGGCCAAAACCAAAGAUCGGGUGAUGUUGAAGGCCAUUGGAAGUAACAUCUUCAACAGCAUCGUGGAUCAGGUUCCUUAUGCCAUCGAGGAUCUGCUGCGAGAGAUUGAGGAGUCUGGUCCUGAUCCCAUGAAUCAUACAGAUGAUGACGAUCAGGAGGAAGACAGCGGGCUUGUGGAGGAUGAUCUUUCUGACGUGAAGGGUGUUAAAGAUCACGAUGAAUGUGGACCCGUUCUUCAGUUUGACUACGGUGCCGUAGCCGACAGACUCUUUCAGUUGGCCAGUCUCACAUACAUCCCCAGCUUCAACCGCUCCAAAAUAUACAAGUUUGUGAAAAUAUUUCGAGACUUGGCUGAAGGUGUUUUCCCUCAGGAUGAGAUGGAGGAGGUGUCCACUGAUGAUGAGGAUGAAGAUGACGACAGGAGGAAAAAGAAGAAGAGGAAGAGGAAGAGAUCGAAGAAACAGUCACAGGAGAAGACAGACAAAGACGGGGAGAACCGCUCUGAGACGAUACCUGAAGAUCCAUCACAAGAACCCAAACAAGAAAAGAAGAGAAAGAAGAAAGGUGUGAAGAGUGUUGAAGAUAAAACACGAUCAGAUGCUGACAGACCCACAGCAGCCACCACACAAGAGAACAACGCCGAAGGGUUAAAGGUCAAAGAAAACCUGGUUCCAUAUAAUGAUUCCUCUGACCUCAGACCAGACGAGAAAGAAAGUGAAAGUGGAGCGGAUGUAGAGACGAACAUCAGUGUCCUUCCUUCAGCACUGCAGAAAAAGAAGAAGUUGAGAAAACUGAAGAAGACGACGACCAGAGAUGUUCAUGAUGAUGAGCAAACAGAUGAAAACCAGACAGCACACAUCAAUUCUGCACCUGAACACACAUCCAGAGAAGAAGAGCCGUCCUCAGAUCCCUCCACGAUCACAACACCACUGAAGAAGAGAAAAGUGAAGAAGAUGAAGACAAGAGAUGCUCAUGAUGGAGAGAAAACGGAUCAUUUGAAAGAAGAAAACUACUCUGGAGAAUCAAACGUAACUUCUGCACGUGAUGAAGAGCAGUCGUCAGAUCCCUCCACACCGAAGAAGAGAAAGACCAAGAAAACCUCCUCAGAUCAGACAGAAAACAACAUGACAGCCAGAAAGAGUGAAAGAGUGAGAGCUGUGAAGUCUGAGGCUGAAGAGUCACAUGAACACACAAACACCAGCCAGAAGAAGAAGAAGAUGACAACACUAAAAUCUCUAGAGCUGAAUGGAGACACGACUGAACCCAAGAGGAGGAAAAAAAUCAUGAUGAACGGACACACAGAGAGUGUGAAGAAACCCAAAACCCUCAGUAAGAAACCUGUCAAGCAGACCGAUGGAUUUGUGUUCAGUGAGAAGAAAAGUCCCACAGCUCUCUUCUGUAGAUCUACACGCAUGAGCAGGAGACGGCAGAGUUGCACAACUCCAAAAUCAGAAACCAAAAAAGUGACUUUCGGGCUGAAGAAUAAUCAAACAAUGGAAUUCAGAAAGAUGGACAGAAGUGCACUGGUGAGUCCUGGCGGUCCAUCACGUGUUGCUUUUGACCCCAAGAAGACACCGGUGUCUGGAGUGUUGAAGUCGCCCACGUCAUCUCCAGCGCUCCGGAGAAGAUUCAACGCUGCAGAUUUCUUUUAAAAUAAAACAACUUGUUUCCAUACGUGUAAAGCUCUUUUAUAUUCCAGUUUCUAAUGUUCAUUUGUGUUUCAUCAGCUGGCCAAUGUUAGAAAAAAAGAGCUUUAUAUUUCCUAUAAAAUUAUUGUAAUGAGUGAACAAAGAUGAUUAAAAAAUAUCACAUCCUCA
Molecule: messenger RNA, 2478 nt
Organism: Triplophysa dalaica
Lineage: Eukaryota; Metazoa; Chordata; Actinopteri; Cypriniformes; Nemacheilidae
Gene: rrp1
Product: ribosomal RNA processing 1
Exons: 16
Coding region: 67-2313 (748 amino acids)
Biological process (GO): rRNA processing
Cellular component (GO): preribosome, large subunit precursor; preribosome, small subunit precursor; nucleus
Source: RefSeq, a predicted model, not a curated record